AGCGCGCUGCGCAGACAGGGCGCACUCUGUAGCGCACACACUAACAUCCUAUCCAUACAGACGGACACAUGCUAUCUGAUCCUCGUUGUGUGACAAGGAAAUGGAGUUAAAAUAGGUGCACUAAUUUACCUUAUGGACUGAACGCAGUGGCUGUCGCUUUGUUUUUUCUGAACUUCACGCCCAGACACUCAGGAGAGAAAAUGUGGAGAUACACGAACUUGUUCGCCUGUCUACUGGUUUUAUGUAAGGAUGCGUCCUCACAGAGCAAGAUCUUUGGAGAGACUGAGCCUGUCCGAAUGACGUCAGAGGGCUCAGACUGUCGCUGUAAGUGCAUCAUGCGCCCACUCAGCAGGGACGCCUGCAUGCGGCUGCGGAGUGGCAGUGUUCGUGUAGAGGACUUUUACACUGUGGAGACAGUUAGCUCUGGAUCCGACUGUAAGUGUUCGUGCACGGCCCCGCCGUCCUCCCUCAACCCCUGUGAGAAUGAGUGGAAGAUGGAGAAGCUGAAGAAACAGGCCCCCGAGUUACUAAAGCUCCAAUCUAUGGUGGACCUCCUGGAGGGAACACUUUACAGCAUGGAUCUAAUGAAAGUCCACUCCUACAUCAACAAAGUGGUGUCUCAGAUGAACACCCUAGAGGAGACAAUCAAGACGAACCUGACGCGAGAGAAUGAAUUUGUUCGAGACAGCAUGACAAGCCUCACCAACCAGUUCAAGAGAUAUGACAACUACUCCAACAUUAUGAUGAGCAUCAAGAAGGAGAUCUCCAGCCUCAGCAUGCAGCUGCUACAGAAGGAUUCCUCUGAGAGCAAAGCACAGGACACUAAUGAGGAGAAAACCAAGGAGGCUGUAAAAACACCCAACAAAAAGACGCCUGCAGCCAAACUUUCACCCAAACCGCCCAAAGAAAAGGUUGUAAAGCCCAAGAAAGAGGUCAUUAAACCUGGGAAACUGGCCAAGCCUGACCCUACGGCCAAAGCCAAAGUGGUUGGCCACCAGCCUGGUGUGGUGAGGGGCAUCACAUACUACAAGGCUGCCAAGACCGACGAGGAUGAGCACAGAGGAGAUCAUUCUGCCAAAACGUACACAGUCCAUCACAUCACAGAAAACCAGUCAGAAGAUGGAGGAGCUGAAAUGGUCCUGGAAACAAUGGAGGCCACUGUGGCUGAACCCAUUGCCACCACUGCAGUCCCAACAACUGCAACUGCAACUGCCACUACCACUACCACAACAACUACUGGCACCACAAGUACACCCACUACCACACCCAUUACUAUCACUACACAAAGUACACCAGCAUCUGAAAGACCAGCUCCAACCAUUGUUCUGGUGCUGGACAACUCCAACAACAAUAGUCGGCCCACUCUCCACAGAGCAGGGAAGAUCCUAAACUGUGAAGGCACUCUAGCAUCCAUUGAUCAGCCAGAGAAGCAGCACAGUUAUGGGCGCAACGAAGGAGCCUGGAUGAAAGAUCCCCUGGCUAAAGACUCCAAGAUCUACGUCACUAACUAUUACUAUGGCAACAACUUGGUGGAGUUCCGCAACCUGGAUAACUUCAAGCAAGGACGAUGGAGCAACCUCUUCAAACUGCCUUACAACUGGAUAGGCACAGGCCAUGUGGUUUACAAUGGAGCCUUCUACUACAACAGAGCCUUUACCAAGAACAUCAUCAAGUAUGAUCUGAGGAUGCGAUAUGUGGCGGCCUGGACACUGCUGCAUGAUGUGGUUUACGAGGACACGACACCCUGGAAAUGGAGGGGCCACUCGGAUAUUGACUUUGCAGUGGACGAAAGUGGCCUGUGGGUAAUCUACCCUUCCAUGGACUAUGACUACAACCAACAAGAGGUGAUCGUCAUCAGUAAACUGGACCCUGGAGACCUGUCAUUGAAAAAGGAAACAACCUGGAGGACAGGUCUUAAACGGAACUCCUACGGAAACUGCUUCAUCAUCUGUGGUGUCUUGUACGCCGUCAACGUGUACAACCAAAAGGAAGGUGAGGUGAACUUUGCUUAUGACACCCACACCAACACUGAAGCCAUCCCACGUCUGCCCUUCACCAAUGAGUACUCCUUCACCACCCAGAUUGAUUACAACCCCAAGGAGAAGCUUUUGUAUGCAUGGGACAAUGGCCACCAGCUCACAUAUCGGGUAAACUUUGUCGACCAGUGAGCACAGCUAGUUUGUGCUACAGAUCAGCUCACUGUAGGUCUGCCAAUAUGGCACCUAAAAAGAAAAGAAGAUUCUCAGUAUUUGACAGCCUAGAAGCAGCCAUAUUGGACUCAGGACAAUGGAUGAACCUUCACCAGCCUUCAUGUACCAAUGCAUGCUAUUCAAACACCUGACCUCACAGAGUACCAAACAUACAUGCCUCAACGUGUAUUGGGACGUGACUGUACAAUAUGUCAAUAGAAUGGACAAUGAACAGUGAAAAUAAUCUUACAGGUUGAGUUAAACUCAUUGGGCAGAUCUUAGGAAAGCAUAGAUAUUUCUUUAUGAAGGUGGUCAUAUAUGAAAUGUCAGCAGGCUGGCUAACAAGCAGAUAGAUAGAUAGCUAUAAAUGGUUAGUUGGUUUGUGGGGGAACACUUUCAAGAUUGUUUUUAGAUUUAUUGCAAGGUGUCGUUUCGGCAGUUUUUGAGGUCUGAAAACCUAGAUUUGGGUGGAGGUAUGGGCAGCUGCUGAGUGAGAUGGGCUCACGUCAAUCAAACAGUUACUUUCCCCAACAUAAGCCUUAAUAUCUCUUAAAAGAUUUUUAUUUCAGAUAAGUCUAUCUUAUUAUAAUGCAUAUAAGUAAAAAGAGGUCCUGGUUGCUGUAAUCAUUCCUUCUAUCCAUACUGACGUGAAAUGAUCCCUUUUAACACAAUUACACAAUAAAAGAUGGUUUGGAUAAUUCAUACUAGUCUCGCAUGAACUUUAGAAUGCAGACAGUGGAUUUUGUAUCCAUUUUCUUACAGUGGAGUCACUUCACAACCACUAUGGACAGGAAGAAUGAGUACAGUGAACAAUAACUCUUUAAACAUACAUUUGGGCACCCAAGUGUUGCAUUGAAAUAGACAUGAACAUUUCAGAACCUAUCUGCUAAUGAAAUACUAUUGUUAAAAACUGCUUCUAAGACAUAUUAAAAGAGUGAUAUGAUCAAGUGUCACUGAGACGUGGCAUGGGACAUGACAUAAUAUCAUGCGCUAGUUGGGAUUUUUUGUUGUUAUUGGCAUAUGUGUUCACAAAAUAGCCUGUUUCAACACAUCUUUACUAUUUGUAGCCUCUGUCCUCUAGGUGUAACAACAGCUUUGGUUGGUUACAAAUGCACCCAUAUAUUAAGGUUCCUGUUACAGGCCACCCCUUCCCCAGGUUUCCCCUCAACCUGUGUCUUUUGCUCUCUUUGACUAUAGCUUGCUGACAAGUCCCCAGCAGGUCCAAGCAUAAAUGCUUGGAUGCAUAUGCGAUAAUUGGCAAACCUCUUAGCUCACACCCCUGAACAGUCAACAACGCCAAUUUGCCUCUGAUCUGGGGCUUUGAUUGGUUCCAAAAACAGUUUGUGAGUGCAUAUAAUCAGGGUGUAAAUUGUUCAGUGGGAACUAGGCUUAAGAGCUGUUGUGACCAUGAUUGCAACUGUCUCGAUAGCAAGUUAGAAAGCAAUUACUGCAGCUUGGCAAGAGUCCUGCAAGUAGUCACUAUGUCACCAAGCCUUUGACACUGCCGAUUUCAUGAGGGCAUGUGUUUGAACUUUGCUAUGCCACUUUCAGGUGUGACUGGGCCUUAAUAGCGAAAGUAUUCAAUUAUAAUGGCUCUGAUGAUUAUAAUAUUUAUACAUCUGCUUGAAUCAAAUUACACAUUCCUUGUCAGCUGGUAGCCAGGGAGCUCAUGAAUGAGCCAGUGCUAACCCCUAAUGAAACAGCCGUUGCCGAUCAACUAAUGCAAGUGCAUCGCAGUGCCCUACCUGAACACUGUGCUCUUUUUUUUUGUCAAGAGUUUUCUUGAAGCUAACAUCUAAUGUUAGUUAGAGGAAAUGCGGCAUAAAAAUUUGCAUUUACCUUAAGUAUUCAGCCAUAUUUGCUGCUGUCAUUUGGUUUGAACUUUUAAGUUUUAAUUCAAGAUGACCUAACUAGCAAAGCUGUUAGCUAAUGUAGCAUGGCUAGACUUAGCAACCAUCAUCAGGCUUCUUAAAGUGAGAUACCCCAUGUUUUACCCUUUGCCUUUUAAGCAGGCUUCAAAUCUUUUUACACAGCUAGUGUUAUUUAGCUCCACCCCCCAACAUUUAACUCAACCAAUGAGAUUAUUUCUGAUUCCAGCGUAAUUCUCCUUUUGAGAAAUGUUUGUUAAACUAAACUAUGAGCUAUUGUUUCACUCGCCCAUCUACUCCAUCCUAUCACCAAGCACUUUGAUCAUGAAUCUGCUUUCAUUAAUAUUCCUGCCUCAUGAUGCUUCCUGUCUCUUUACCAUUGAUGUUGUUUGAGGGAUGUGUUGAAUAUAAUAUAAAUUCCAAAAACAAAACAAUGUACACAAGUUUCUAAGCUUAAGAUUUUUUUUAUAUUUACAUGAACUCAUUCAUCAGUAUGAUACUUUUUUCUAAUUUCCAUGCAUCUUGUUGAAUUUCUAUGUUGUUAUAUUAAAAUAUGCAGCUUUCAUCAUUGUUAAUAACAUUUACAUAACCACAAUGUUUGUUGUAAUUACUGAGUGUUUGAACAUAUUCACCUCAAUGGAAAUUAACAAUGGUGAUUAGUCACGCUAAUAUAAAAGGUGCACUGUACCAUUAGUUGUGUGCUCUUCAAUAAUGGACAUCAUAAACCAUGAAUGUUUUUAUUUUUGACAAUAACCGACAGUACUGUAUGAGGCACAUAAUGGGAAAGGUAAGCUUUACGAUACACAAUGUAACUGUUACAGCACUUCAUAGUGUUGUGUUGGUCUUGUGCACCAUUCAUGAUUCACAACCACAUUAUGUUGCUUGAUCUUGAAUUUCCAAGAGUGUUUUGUUAAGUUUAUUCAUAAAAAAUAUGCUAAUUGCAAUAAAGUAAUUUUUCA
Molecule: messenger RNA, 5016 nt
Organism: Epinephelus moara (kelp grouper)
Lineage: Eukaryota; Metazoa; Chordata; Actinopteri; Perciformes; Serranidae
Gene: olfml2a
Product: olfactomedin-like 2A
Exons: 8
Coding region: 201-2168 (655 amino acids)
Biological process (GO): signal transduction
Source: RefSeq, a predicted model, not a curated record